This is a messenger RNA of Microthlaspi erraticum, 948 nucleotides long. Lineage: Eukaryota; Viridiplantae; Streptophyta; Magnoliopsida; Brassicales; Brassicaceae. The record is from the annotation of a GenBank genome assembly.
AUGGCUGCCUCUUUGGAAGUUAACGCCAAAACUUUCUACGACGAUAGCUAUCAAAACAUUGAGUAUGCAAAGUUUUCUCGCUUUGUGGACAGGUCUUUGAUUCUGCACGAGGCACCACUAGACACUUUGCAUUUCAAACUUGUUCAAAACUCUAGUGCUGCUGAUAUUGUCACGCUUCCAAGGAGCUUGUACACAAGGUGUACAACCCUUGUGACCUUGAAACUAAAGAGUGUGACUCUUGUGGAUGUUUCUUCCUUGCCUUCUUUCCCGACCCUCAAAACGUUGUGGCUUGUAGCGGUCAAGUACCCUGGUGAUGAGUUUGUCAAGAGGCUUUUAUCCAAUUGUCAUGUUCUUCAAGAUCUGUUAGUUGCACUAUUUCCCAGUGACAAUGUCACCGUUUUUACGGCCAGUUUUUAUGUCACUUAUAGUCAGCCGGGGAAGAUUAUGAGUUGUAUUACUUCAGUCAAGUGUCUCACUUUAUGUUUAUCAACUUCAAAGGAGGUGUAUCCUGUUGGUACUGUCUUCCAAAAUCUUGUACAUUUAAGGGUAUGCACAUGUGAGACAGAGUGGGUGAAUCUACUUCUGUGUAUGCUCAGAGGUUGCCCUAAUUUACAAUCUCUAAAACUCUUUCAGUGCCGUAAACUUCCGGCUCCCAAGCCACGUCCUUGUUUGAAGGGAUCAACCUUGGUCCCUGGGUGUUUGUCAUCGAGUCUUAAGGCUCUGAGAUGGGUAGACUAUGAAGGAAGAGAAGAAGAGAAACAAGUGGCAGAUUUGAUCUUAAGAACCGGAAGCUGUUUAAAGAAGGUAACUAUCUUCUCCAAAGCUACAGACCCCAACAGGAAACUUGAGAUGCUCAAGGAAUUGUCAUCCAUACCCAUCGCUCACCUACCGUUAAAUGUUCGCUCAUAUUCCACUGAAGUUGUGGUCAAGUCAUCCUUGAGGGUUUAG